Messenger RNA from Onychostoma macrolepis, 4163 nucleotides. RefSeq names its product COPI coat complex subunit alpha (gene copa). The transcript has 29 exons. Gene Ontology annotation, molecular function: structural molecule activity; protein binding. NCBI's taxonomy places the organism in Eukaryota, Metazoa, Chordata, Actinopteri, Cypriniformes, Cyprinidae. The coding region runs from base 190 to 3864 and encodes 1224 amino acids. Gene Ontology annotation, biological process: retrograde vesicle-mediated transport, Golgi to endoplasmic reticulum; endoplasmic reticulum to Golgi vesicle-mediated transport; intracellular protein transport. The record is from RefSeq and is a predicted model, not a curated record. Gene Ontology annotation, cellular component: COPI vesicle coat.
GUUGGCGCACGGAAACACGGCCCGGGUUGAGUGGAUUGAGUAGACGUGUCAGCUACGGAAGUGGAGCUGCAGAAUCAAACACGCAAAACUCCUUCCUAACCGGGGAUGGUUUUAGGAUUUACACUCACGUAAACUGAGCUGUAUCUUCAUACAUUACGCAUUCCUGUUCGGUUAUUAUUGUCAGUGGAAAUGUUGACCAAAUUUGAGACAAAGUCGGCCCGAGUGAAAGGGCUGAGUUUCCACCCGAAACGGCCCUGGAUUCUGGCUAGUUUGCACAACGGCGUCAUCCAGCUGUGGGACUAUCGCAUGUGCACCCUCAUCGAUAAGUUUGACGAGCAUGAUGGUCCAGUCAGAGGCAUUGACUUCCAUAAGCAGCAGCCACUGUUUGUGUCAGGAGGAGAUGACUACAAGAUCAAGGUGUGGAACUACAAGCUGCGUCGGUGUCUCUUUACACUUCUUGGACAUCUUGACUACAUUCGUACCACAUUCUUUCAUCACGAGUAUCCCUGGAUCCUGAGUGCCUCAGAUGAUCAAACCAUUCGCAUUUGGAAUUGGCAGUCCAGAACAUGUGUCUGUGUGCUGACGGGGCAUAAUCACUAUGUGAUGUGCGCUCAGUUCCAUCCAUCUGAGGACCUGGUGGUGUCGGCUAGCUUGGAUCAGACUGUGCGCGUGUGGGAUAUUUCCGGUUUGAGGAAGAAGAACUUGUCUCCGGGUGCUGUGGACACGGAGGUGCGUGGCAUCUCUGGUGUCGACCUGUUUGGGGCCUCUGAUGCAGUAGUGAAGCACGUUCUGGAGGGUCACGAUCGAGGCGUAAACUGGGCAGCCUUCCAUCCCAGCAUGCCUCUCAUUGUGUCAGGAGCAGAUGACCGCCAGGUCAAGAUCUGGAGAAUGAACGAGUCAAAAGCAUGGGAGUUGGACACUUGUCGAGGGCACUACAACAACGUGUCCUGUGCGGUGUUCCACCCUCGUCAGGAGCUCAUCCUGUCCAACUCUGAGGACAAGAGCAUCCGUGUGUGGGACAUGUCCAAGAGGACAGGCGUCCAGACCUUUCGCAGAGAUCACGACCGUUUCUGGGUGCUGGGGGCUCACCCCAACCUCAACCUGUUUGCUGCUGGCCAUGACAGUGGGAUGCUGGUGUUCAAACUAGAAAGGGAACGUCCAGCUUAUGCCGUGUAUGGUAACAUGCUGUACUAUGUAAAAGAUCGCUUCCUGCGCCAGCUUGACUUCAACAGCAGUAAGGAUACAGCCGUCAUGCAGCUGCGCAGUGGAUCCAAAUUCCCAGUGUUCAGCAUGUCCUACAACCCUGCAGAAAAUUCUGUGCUGUUGUGCACCAGAGCUACCAACCUGGAAAACAGCACAUAUGAUCUGUACUCCAUUCCCAGAGAGAGUGACUCCCAGAAUCCUGAUGCUCCUGAGGGAAAGCGGUCCUCUGGUCUGACCGCAGUUUGGGUGGCCAGGAACCGGUUUGCUGUACUCGACCGCAUGCACUCACUCCUGAUAAAGAACCUGAAGAAUGAGAUUGUGAAGAAGGUCCAGGUACCAAGCUGUGAGGAGAUCUUCUACGCUGGAACUGGAUCCCUGCUGCUGCGUGAUGCUGAAGGAGUCACGCUGUUUGACGUGCAGCAGAAGCGCUCCCUCGCUACGGUCAAAAUCGCUAAAGUCAAAUAUGUGGUGUGGAGCUCUGAUGCCAACCAUGUGGCCCUGCUGGCCAAACACGCCAUCAUGAUCUGCAACAAGAAGUUAGAGAGCCUGUGUAACAUCCAUGAGAACAUCAGAGUGAAGAGUGGCGCCUGGGCCGAGAAUGAAGUCUUCAUCUACACCACCUCCAACCACAUCAAAUAUGCCCUCACCUCCGGUGAUCAUGGUAUAAUCCGUACAUUGGAUCUGCCCAUCUAUGUGACAAGAGUGAGAGGCAACAGUGUGUACUGCCUGGAUCGUGAGUGCAGGCCACGAGUGCUCAACAUCGACCCCACAGAGUACCGUUUUAAACUGGCUCUGGUCAAUCGCAAAUAUGAGGAGGUUCUUCAUAUGGUGCGUAAUGCUAAACUGGUAGGCCAGUCCAUCAUUGCCUACCUGCAGAAGAAGGGCUACCCAGAGGUUGCGCUGCACUUCGUCAAAGAUGAGAAGACUCGUUUCAGCCUGGCUCUGGAGUGUGGAAACAUUGAGGUGGCGUUAGAGGCUGCAAAAGCCCUGGAUGAACGUAGCUGCUGGGAGCGUCUCGGUGAGGCUGCGCUUCUGCAGGGCCAUCACCAGGUUGUGGAGAUGUGCUACCAGAGAACCAAGAACUUCGACAAACUCACCUUCCUGUACCUCAUCACUGGCAACCUGGCCAAACUCAGGAAGAUGAUGAAGAUAGCUGAGAUAAGAAAGGACAUGAGUGGACACUAUCAGGGCGCUCUUUACCUGGGUGACGUCAGUGAGCGUGUGCGAAUCCUGAAGAACUGUGGACAGAAGUCUCUGGCUUACCUGACUGCUGCCACUCAUGGGAUGGAUGAGGAGGCUGAAGCCCUGAAGGAGACCUUUGACCUGGAAAAAGAAAUGGUGCCAGAAGUGGACCCCAAUGCCCAGUUGUUGCAGCCGCCACCUCCCAUCAACCCCUUGGACACCAACUGGCCUCUGCUCACCGUCUCCAAGGGCUUCUUUGAGGGAGCCAUUGCUGCCAAAGGACGUGCUGGCCAGAUGGUUGCUGACAUGGACGUGGAUACUCCAGGAGGAGAAGGCUGGGGAGAAGAUGCAGAACUUCAUUUGGAUGAAGAUGGAUUUAUGGAUGCUCAAGAGGGAUUGGGAGAUGAGGGAGCUAUUGGGAAAGAGGAAGGAGGAGGCUGGGAUGUUGAGGAAGAUCUGGACCUGCCGCCAGAACUGGAUGUACCUUCUGUUGGCGGAGGUGGCGCAGAGGGCGAAGGUUUCUUUGUGCCGCCCACCAAGGGCACAAGCCCCACACAGAUGUGGUGCAACAACUCUCAGCUGGUGGUGGAUCACUUAUUGGCUGGAUCUUUUGAGACUGCAAUGAGGUUGCUGCAUGACCAGGUUGGUGUGGUUCAGUUUGGAUCCUAUAAGCAACUGUUCAUGCAAACUCUGUCCCGUGGGCGCACCUGUUAUCUGGGCCUGCCGUCACUGCCCUGCUUGCACAGUUACCCCCAGAGAAACUGGAAGGACAGCGGGGCUAAAGGGGGUCUGCCAGCAGUGGGCCUGCGUCUCUCUGAUCUCAUUUCACGUCUGCAGCAGUGCUAUCAGCUGACCACAGCGGGGCGCUUUGAAGAAGCUGUUGAACGUUUCAGAGCGAUUCUCCUCUCUGUACCACUGCUUGUGGUCGACAACAAACAAGAGAUUGCAGAGGCUCAACAGCUUAUCACCAUCUGUAAAGAGUAUAUUAUUGGUCUCACCAUGGAGACAGAGAGGAAGAAACUUCCUAAAGACACUCUCGAUCAACAAAAGAGACUUUGUGAGAUGGCAGCAUAUUUCACACAUUGCAGUCUGCAACCUGUCCACAUGGUGUUGGUGUUGAGAACAGCACUCAAUCUUUUCUUCAAACUGCGUAACUUCAAAACAGCAGCGGGUUUUGCUCGCCGUCUUCUUGAGUUGGGUCCCAAACCAGAAGUGGCACAACAGACACGAAAGAUUCUUGCAGCAUGUGAGAAGAGCCUGACAGAUGCUCACCAACUGAACUAUGACCCUCACAAUCCCUUUGACAUCUGCGCAGCCUCUUACACUCCCCUGUACCGUGGGCGGCCAGUGGAGAAAUGUCCCCUGUCUGGAGCCUGCUACUGCCCCAAAUACAAAGGAGAGGUCUGCAGGGUCACACAGGUAACUGAGAUUGGUAAAGAUGUGAUCGGCUUGCGUGUCAGCCCACUGCAGUUCCGUUGAACACGCUUUACAUAAAAAUGGAUGAAAACAGAUAUGCUUUUCUCUCACAUAUACUUUCCUUUAUAAGAUGAAGUAAUGAAAACUUUAAGAUCAGACAAUUCUAGAAAAUACCGUGUUACAUGACUAAUCUCCCUGUGACUGUGCUUUCUAUUAUUAUAUCUGAGGUCUCUAUAGUAUGUAUGCUUGUCUCAUUAAUCUGAAUAACUAAGUGUACAUCUGUGACCCUGUCAAUCAGUGCAAAACAAGUUUCCUUUCCUGUGAAACUCUUUAAAUGUUGAAAUAAAAUUCUGGUAAACAAA